CUCACAACAACUUGCAUGUGCACACGUUUCGUCCGGCCUCCUCUGACCAACCAAAGGUCUGCCUUGGGUUUUGUCAGAACGGCAUGCCGCAGAUCACUGUUCUAUACUUCGCCGCAGCUUCCACAGCGGUGGGUGCCACCGAAGAAAUCGUCCAGCUACCGUCCAACGAUACACCGUUCCCUUUAUCUUCCCUCGCUGGUCAUCUUAGUAGCCUGCACCCCAACACUGGCUUAGACAAGAUCCUGAAAACGAGUCAGUGGAGCGUCGACGCGGAAAUGGUCGAAGACGUGGAGAAGGCGGCUCUCAAGGGAGGAGAGGAAGUAGCGGUCAUAUGUCCCGUAUCAGGAGGUUGAGCCCCAGAAAUAGCGCUACACGAGGGCGACGCUAAAUACUUAGCACGAUAAAUGUCUACUGUCAUACCGCUAGCUUUUGCCGUACCUGGUGUCGCUUUGGCACUCAUCUAUUGCUAUCACAACAUCCGCCCGCGCCAUGCUCAUCGCGCAGACCCAGAAAUGCUACUCGAAUCAAAAGUGCCGGUGCCAGCGUUCAAAGCUCGCAGACUCAAUGGCAGCACCUUCCUUAUCACCGAGUGGGAUGACAUAUGGAACGAACACCCAUACAUCUACGCCAAGGUUGUCCCGUCCGCGAACACCAUACUCAUCCUCGACACUGGGUGCGGAGGCACGACCAUGAAUUCUUCCAUCGGUAUCAGGAGUCUCAGAAAGUACCUAGAGACUGUCCCGAUCAAGGAAAAUCGCAGCCGGGCGCUAAAUGAGGGAGCCACCAUGAAGUACGUGGUAACGCAAACCCAUUGUCAUUACGACCACAUCUUGGGUGCGGAGGCAUUUGCAGUCGACAGCCCGAUCCUUGCCUCUUCCAACUGUCCAGAAUUUGUUUCUCCUGAGAACCUGCCAGCCCAUUCGCAGUGCGAAGCACUGAGCAUCCGAACGCCGCGAUACCCUCUGACCCUCGUUCCCCAUCUACACGACAUUGUCAGCGGCGACCAGAGGAAUCCACUGGGUUCGCCUCUGGGGGUGAAAGUCCUUCAUACGCCGGGCCAUACGCCAGAUGAACUUGUGCUUUGGGACGAGGAUGAGGGUAUGCUAUUUGUCGGGGAUACGCUGUAUGAGCACGACCCGAUUAUCUUCCCCAACGAGGGCUCCAUCGUUGAAUGGUUUUCUACCAUGAGCGACCUUACCGCGUUUGCGGAGCUUCAUUCGACAAAACGGCCUGCUCAAAUUAGCUGCGGGCAUGCAACUGCGGGAGGAAAUGCAGUGGAGGUUCUUCGAGCGACGAGGAAUUUCAUGAGGGAUAUCAUCGAGGAAAAGGAGGAGAUGAAAAGGCGAUUCCUGAAGCGGGGGUUCUGGCACGUGGAAUACAGGCAGCGGGGUGGUCGGUUCUCUCUAAUCUGUCCUGAGCGACUAGUGUUGGAAGCAAGGAAAGCGCUAAUGGAGGGUAAAUUGGUAAACUAACCGUCACACCGUGAUAUUAACACUUACAAAAGAAACAUGAGUCUUCUACCUGC
Molecule: messenger RNA, 1525 nt
Organism: Coniophora puteana RWD-64-598 SS2
Lineage: Eukaryota; Fungi; Basidiomycota; Agaricomycetes; Boletales; Coniophoraceae
Product: Metallo-hydrolase oxidoreductase
Exons: 3
Coding region: 405-1472 (355 amino acids)
Source: RefSeq, a predicted model, not a curated record